Mixia osmundae IAM 14324 is the source of this 2014-nucleotide messenger RNA. RefSeq lists its product as uncharacterized. The record is from RefSeq and is a predicted model, not a curated record. Gene Ontology annotation, molecular function: protein binding. NCBI's taxonomy places the organism in Eukaryota, Fungi, Basidiomycota, Mixiomycetes, Mixiales, Mixiaceae. The transcript is spliced from 4 exons. The coding region runs from base 440 to 1762 and encodes 440 amino acids.
ACCUGAAGGCUGAGCCGUCGUGCUUGCUGGUGCAGAGGGGCCUGCUUGUGCUGAAGCUGAUCCAGAGGGCUGCAAGACCAGUGGCUGCUGCUGCUGCUCCUGAGGGACGCUCAGGCCAAUGGGUGCAGGAUUGCUUGCCCCUUGUCCUACCGGGCCAGACUGCUGCUGCAGGAAGAAGGGAAUGGGAGCGAGCUGCUCUGCCAUGUUGUGCUGAGCUACUCCUGCUGUCCUUACGAUCAGCGGUCAGCCAUGCAUCCGUCCCUUGGUCAGCUCGCCCUCGGGCCUUGGACAUUGUCGUCGACGUGACGUGCCGUGCCGAGUGAAGCACUGAUCAAUGCCUCAUCGAUAGAACGCUCUACCAGCUCUCCGCUUGCUUCUCUCCUCCUCCUCCUCCGAGGAUACCCGUUCGGCCGGUCAGUCGGGCCAGCCAUCUGCAGUCAUGGCACUCAACCUGCCUUAUAUCGACCUCCAGCCUGACUUGUCAGACGUGGUCAACGAUGUCUGUCAGCAAGUCGUCACUGCUGACCAGUUCUGGCUGUCCGUCUACAAGCUCGGCUGCUCCUCCGUCCACACGCGCAUCAGGCUCUCACACGAACAAGGUCAAGAGGCUAGCUGGCAGGUCUGCGCGGACGGUGAGCCCUUUGAGGGUCUCUCCAUCGAUGCCGUGCUCGACCGUCAGGGCCGAUCGCUCUCCUUCAUCACACCUGCCAUGACGGGCAUCGUCGUCACCUGCGACAGCCUGGGCGUGCACGGCACAGUCUGUCGAUUGCCCUCACGCGUUCAUCCGACCGUGUCGAAGCAGCUCCUCUCCUUCGACGUCACGCUCUUGCCCGAAUCCACCUUUGUGCUCGGCGGACCGGACGGCUCGCUCUUCGCACGUUCACUCGCGCCUGCAGGCUUACGCGGCCUUAAAGCGCUCCAGGGUCAUCUCGGCGACAUCACCUCUUCGACCUUUUUCCCAUCCGGCGAGGUCUUACUGAGCACAUCGUCUGACUUGUCUGCCCGUGUAUGGAGCGCUCAGACAGGUGCAUGUCCCCGUGUGCUCAAGGGUCACACGAGAGGUCUCACCUGCUCUGCCAUCGUCCGAGAGGGCAAGAUCGUUUUGACUGCCUCUUUCGACCAAUCCAUAAAGCUCUGGCGGCUCGCAGACGGUGUCUGCAUGGCGACCGUGCAGCUACAGCAGGACGAAGUCGUGUUGCGCAUCGUCAUCGUCCAUCGCGAUAGUGCAGGCCCUCCGCCAGACGGUCAUGAAGCUAUCGUACCCGAGGAACGCAAAGGCUUAGUAGGCCUGCUUGCUAUCUGUGCUACUCGGAAUGGCUCCAUCAUCAUUGUCAAUCUGGCGACUGCAGUCGUCGAGCGCAGACUGUCCACGGGCUCUCAGACCGCUGUCGAUGCCCUGGCCUGCAACGAAUCAACCGGUCAUGUCCUCCUCGGCCUUCGCAACGGUCAGCUCCAGCUAUGGGAUCCCCAUACCACACAAGACGGAGCGCAUCUCCUGACCCUUUGCCGAAACGAUGCUGGCAUCAACGACAUCGCACACGAUGCCGCAACAGACCGAUGGCUCAUUGCUGGCGCUGACGGCUUGGCCUAUUCAGUCGACCUAGGCAGCAGCCCGAGCGGGUUUCAGCCAAGAGUGACGAGCGAAUGGGCAGGGUGCUCGAUCGAUACCCUUGUUGCUAUCAAGCCAACCGUCCAGGGCACCUUCGUAGCUUCCAAGACGCAAGGAAUCCGACACUAUAGCUCGUACGCUCCAACAGACUAAAAUCACGCCUCGUCAGAGUUCCUCGUGCGCUUCAGGCGAUUCUUGCCAUUGAAGUCCAGCUCGGCGAACUGCUUGUCGCCGAGCUGCAUGUUGCCGAUCGUCGAGCCUGCGUCCAUCUGCCAAGUCAGGAUGUGGCCCUGCGCGUCGUUCGUUCCGCUGAAUGCAUAGUGCACGCCGGGCUGGCUCAUCUCGAUGAACCACAUGUAUUGGCCCAGUGCUGGAAUUGAGAUAUGAUCUCCCGGUGUGCAGUCU